Brassicogethes aeneus is the source of this 949-nucleotide messenger RNA. The record is from the annotation of a GenBank genome assembly. Lineage: Eukaryota; Metazoa; Arthropoda; Insecta; Coleoptera; Nitidulidae.
GCUUAUCAGGAAGUGUUCGUAUUUAAAAGUAGAACACUGUAGACUUAUUGUCGUAGUCUUUUAAAUGCAAACGCGUGGUGCUUGCUAUUAUUAAUAGUAAUCAGUGUUAUCGUGGUUAGAUAAAAAUUCUUAUAUCUAUGUUUUUCUACUCAAAUAUUAUUACUACGCGUCCUUGAAGUGAUAAACCCAACCAUGUUCAAAAUUCACAGGUAUUUUAUUUAUAUGACACUGCUUUUCCUUUUAAACUCGGAAUACAUUCCAUCCUACAAGCAAGGCUUCACCUGCAAAGAUCCAAGCCUUAGCAGGAUAUUCACCAGCGAUACGGUGAGACCCAAAGUAUUAAUCUACGGUACCAUAGUUGGUUCCUUCUUCUUCGUCUACCUCAUCGAACUCCUCGCACAAGGCACCUACAGAACAGUUAGGCUCUCCGACGUUUGGAGGCAAACUGUGGACUUCAACACGGCAGCGGCUCUGGUGCUGUUGAUCACUGAUAUUUUAAAAGUUACCGUCGGUGAACCACGUCCGCACUUUUUGACAGACUGCAGGCCUCAUGAAAAUGAAAAUUGCGCGCUUGGGAGUUACAUAACUGAUUUCACAUGCUCCAACACUGAAUGGAGCGUUUUUAGAUUAAAAGAUCUGUCUAAAUCCUUUCCAUCUGGACAUUCGUCUUUGUCUACGUUUACAGCUAUUUAUUUUAUUAAUUUAAUACUUAAUAAGUUUAAAUCGACAAGUUUGAAUCCAGCUAAAUUUCUCUUGAUAGCGGUUUUUCUAUUUUGGAAUGGUUUAUGUGCGAUAUCCAGGAUUGUAGAUAAUAAACACCAUUGGUGGGAUGUUCUUGCAGGAGCUUUAAUUGGAGUGGCUUAUGCGACUUAUAAAAUUAAAUCGGACAAACCAAAUGAGACUGAAAAAGAAUAAUUAAAUGUCCUAAAAAUAAACCGUUGUAUUAUUG